Molecule: messenger RNA, 4549 nt
Organism: Dunckerocampus dactyliophorus (ringed pipefish)
Lineage: Eukaryota; Metazoa; Chordata; Actinopteri; Syngnathiformes; Syngnathidae
Gene: kdr
Product: kinase insert domain receptor (a type III receptor tyrosine kinase)
Exons: 30
Coding region: 167-4225 (1352 amino acids)
Biological process (GO): multicellular organism development; positive regulation of kinase activity; endothelial cell differentiation
Cellular component (GO): signaling receptor complex; membrane
Molecular function (GO): growth factor binding; vascular endothelial growth factor receptor activity; ATP binding
Source: RefSeq, a predicted model, not a curated record
UCCAUGGAGACCUGCUUCACACGCAACUGAGCGCUGUCCGCUGGCGUUCAACAUCGCCAAAAUUAAAAGAAAAGUGGAAUAGAUGGAUCUGUGUUGAGUGUGCGGGACUGUUCUUACCGUAAUCAAUUUUUUUAAAUUAAUCUUUAAUGUUUCUGUCUGUGGAAUAAUGGCUCAGGUGGUUUUUGUGGUUCCGCUGCUUGUUUUUGGUCUGGAACUUGUUGCUGCCACCGAACUGCGCUUCAUGCCCGACCCGCCGACGCUGAACAUCCACGGCAUCCACAGGAUGAACAAAUCCGACAACCUGGAGCUCACAUGCAGAGGUCGCCAGUACCUGAGGUGGUCCACCCCUCCUACCAGCGCUCGCUUAUCCACCAGCGACUGCAGCGGGUCAGGACUCUUCUGCACCAUGCUGCGGAUUUCCAACGCCACCGUCAACGAGACGGGGCAGUAUCAGUGCUCCUACCGGGACCUGAAAGUGGAAAAUGGCAAGACUUCAAUGGCCGUUUAUGUGUUUGUUCACGACCACAAAUCGCCAUUUGUUCCCUCGGAGAAGGAGUACGAGGUGGUGGUCAUCCGUGAAGGCGAGCGAGUGGUCAUCCCGUGUCGAGGAUCUCUGGAGAAUCUUGAUGUGACGCUUCAUACUGUAAGAAACUUAUUUCACAAUAAGUAUCCAGACAAAGAAUUUCAUCCGGAUGGGAAAGACACCCUGUGGGAUGCCAGGACCGGUUUCACUAUUCCUAGUCACCUAAUCAGCUACGCCGGUGUGGUGUCCUGCCAGACUCACAUUGGAAACGAGACCUUUAGGUCCCCCCUCUACAUCGUUGCGGUUGUCGGAUAUAAGAUCUACGACCUCACCCUGACCCCCACUCGCGUCAGGCUGUGUGUUGGCGAGCAGCUGAUGCUGAGUUGUACUGCGCACACUGAACUCAACGUUGGUAUCGCAUUCAACUGGACGCACACUGCUCUGGCCUUUGACAGUACAACCGACACCCACACUCAACUGACCGCAGAGAACGUUUCAGGGUCUGCCCACACAAUAGCACACAAGAAGAAGCUGUGGAACUCGCUGGAGCUGUCCAACACACUCAUCGUGGACAAUGUGACGGUGGAGCACUCUGGCAAAUACACAUGCGCUGCCUCCAGUGGACAGAUGGAGAUAAGCACCUCGGCCUUCCUUGUAGUUUACGAGAAGCCUUUCGUCGACAUGAAAGAGCCGUGGACGAAGGUCUGGGAGGUGAAUGUGGGGGAUCAGUCUUCCACAGUCAUACCUGUCAAAUACUCAGCAUACCCUGAGCCCAGCUUUAAAUGGUUAAAAAAUAGCCUCCCGCUGAAGGAUGACUACAGGAUCAAGCAGAAAAGUGAUGCCCUCAUCUUCCGUGGAGUCACAGAAACGGACGCGGGAAACUACACCAUGGUCCUGACCAACAAGAUCACCAAAGAGGAACACAGGAGAUCUUUCCAGCUUCUGGUCAAUGUUCCUCCUCAUAUCAUUGAGAAGGAGGUGGCAGUGGACACGGAUGUGUACCUGUAUGCAAGCAGCCCCACGCUCAGGUGCACCGCUCGGGGCUUCCCCACACCAACGCACAUCCAGUGGCAGUGGAUGUCCAAAGACGACUGUCCUGAGGCCUUCGUACCUGGGCUGUCGAAGGCUGAGAUCCCAUUACUGCACUGUAAAGCUUGGCAGGACAUCAACAACGGCACUGCACACAACCCUGUGGAGCGGAUCUCCACUGACGUAGAUCACGGCCAGAAGAAAAUUGUGAGCUCUUUGAAGGUCCAGAAAGCUGAGGUCCAAGCUCUCUACCGAUGCACAGCGACCAACAAAGUUGGAGAGGAUUCACGCAUCAUUUUUUUCCAUGUGACUCGGGGGCUUGAGCUCAGCGUGUCCCCGUCCAACAACCCUUUGGAAGAGGACCGCGUGGUCCUACGCUGUAAGGCGGACAGGCUGGUGUACAGAAACCUGGCUUGGUUCCGCGUUGCCAACGAGUCCGAGUCGGAGCGGGCGCUGUCGGUGCAGCCGUGCCGCUCGGUGGCGCUGCAGCGUGCACCCCUGUCGCACGGCGUACUGUCUAGCGAGCACGGCGCCAACCUGACCUUGGAGCUGCUGCUGCCUAAUGCCUCCCGCCAGGAUGAGGGCCUGUACGCCUGCCAGGUGGAAAACAUCAAGACCAGGGAGAGAACCUGCCUGCUGCGACAUUUGUCUCUCAGAGGUCUUGAGGCUCCAAGGAUCCUCAAUAACUUAACAGACCAAAGAGUCAAUGUGAGCGCCACCGUUAUGCUCCUGUGUGAUGCCACCGGGACCCCAGACCCGAUGGUGGUGUGGACCAAAAACAACCACACAGUGGUGGAGGGCUCUGGUGUGAUCCUGAGCCGCCGGAGUCACGUGCUGACCAUCCAGCGCGUGAAGGAGGAGGACGCCGGCUUGUACAGCUGCUCUGCUUGUAACAGCCGUGGAUGUGACAGCUCGCAAGCUUUCUUGACCACUGAAGGUGCAGAGGAAAAGACCAACGUGGAGCUGAUCGUUCCAAUCGGCUCGGUGGUCAUCGCCAUGUUUUUCUGGCUGCUGAUUGUGUUUGUCAUCCGCGGCAGAAAAAGGCCAAACGGUGGCGAUUUGAAGACUGGCUACUUGUCCAUGAUCCUGGACUCGGAGGACGUGCCCAUGGACGAGCAGUGUGAGAGGCUCACGUAUGACGCCAACAAAUGGGAGUUCCCGCGGGAUAGGCUGAAGCUCGGUGAACCUCUGGGCCGAGGGGCGUUCGGCCAGGUUAUGGAAGCUGCUGCCUUCGGUAUCGAGAAAGCCGCCACCUGUACCACUGUGGCAGUCAAGAUGCUUAAAGAGGGAGCCACAUCCAGCGAGUACCGAGCCUUGAUGUCAGAACUGAAAAUUCUCAUCCACAUCGGGCAUCAUCUCAAUGUGGUGAACCUGCUGGGAGCCUGCACUAAACCUGGCGGCCCUCUCAUGGUGAUUGUAGAGUACUGCAAACAUGGAAACCUCUCCAGCUACCUGAAGAGCAAGCGUGGGGAAUACAGUCCAUACAAGAGAAAGAGGAUGGACAGUCAGAGGUGGACAUCUGCAGAGGAAGAUGUAACCAACGGCGAUCUCGGUCUGGGGAAGAUCGCCCAGCUGGACAUCUGCACGGGAACAGCUGUCUGCUCCAGAAGUGAAGCUUCAGGCAGCACUGUGAAUCCUCAGGACGAGAGCUCAGAUGAUGACCACCUGACCAUGGAGGACCUGAUCUGCUACAGCUUCCAGGUGGCCAAAGGCAUGGAGUUCCUCUCCUCUCGCAAGUGCAUCCACAGAGACCUGGCAGCCAGAAACAUCCUGCUUUCAGAAAACAAUGUGGUGAAGAUCUGUGACUUUGGCCUGGCGAGGGAUGUCUACAAAGACCCCGACUAUGUCCGUAAGGGAGAUGCACGUCUACCUUUGAAGUGGAUGGCUCCUGAGACCAUCUUUGACAGAGUCUACACCACACAAAGCGACGUGUGGUCCUUUGGGGUUCUUCUCUGGGAGAUCUUCUCCUUGGGAGCGUCUCCUUAUCCUGGGGUCUGCAUCGACGAGUCCUUCUGCAGAAGGCUUAAAGAAGGAACCAGGAUGAGGCCUCCAGAGUACGCCACCUCAGAGAUAUACCAGACCAUGCUGGACUGCUGGCUGGAUCGUCCCACAGACAGGCCCACCUUUGCCGAACUGGUGGAACAUCUGGGAAACCUGCUGCAGGCCAGUGCUCAUCAGGAUGGGAAGGACUACAUCCCUCUGACUGCAGGAAGUGAUGAGGCGUCCACUCCAGUCACCUCCGACCCCAGAAGACCUCAAAGUGGAGAGACACUGGACGGUCAGCUUCACUACAACAACGCUCUGACUUUGGGGCACAGCGACCGGUGCCGACUCAGCGUUAAGACCUUUGACGACAUCCGCUUGGAGCACAGCAGUGUCAUGGAGGGUCACAUGGACUGUUCUCCAGAGGAUGUAAAAGGUUUAAGUGCACAGCAGAUAAACACGCCCAAUUUGAGUCAGCUGCUGCGCUGCAAGAGCAAAGAGUCGCUGGCGUCCGAGUCGUCCAAUCAGACGAGCGGCUACCAGUCGGGCUACCACUCGGACGACGCCGACACGCCCGUCUACGCCAACGAGGAGGCCAUCAUGAAGCACAACAUGCUGAAGAAGCCUCCUCCUCCUCCUCCCGCUGACAAGUUCAACGCUGACAUCCGCUACAGCACGCCGCCGGUGUGACCCUUGACCCCCUCCCCCCAACCUCACUGUACAGUAUCAUGUGGUAGGAACAAUGAGUAGAGCUGCGUUGUUGACAUCUUUUGACGUCACACGUGAAACUUGUAAACGCUAUCGUGUUUACACAGCCGGCUGAAGGGAGGACACGCCCACGUCCUGAGCCACGGUCCACGUACUUCCUGUAUGACAGGAAACGCAUUUUUAGAGACGUGCGUCAGCUUUCUUUCUCCUUCUCUUCUCGUAUGGAGGUAGUUCUCUCUAUUUAAAGUGUGUACAGUUGCUUAUUCAUAAUGAUAUGCAAUAUGACCAAUAAAUGGACUAGUUUUA